UUAGAUUCCUCAUCUUCACUGGGCCAUUUGUUUGUUGGUGUGAUUGGCGCUUUGGACAAAUCACCUUUAACAAUUGGGACCAGAAACAAGGAGAUGCAUCCCCUGUUGAUCUCACUUGCCAAUAUUCAUGCAGGUGUUCACAUGAAGGUGACAUUACAUGUGUUUGCUUUGAUCACUUACCUUCCAAUACCCAAGUUUCUUGGAGUCUCAAAGCCCACUCAUGCAAUUUUAUCUGUGUAA
Suillus bovinus is the source of this 240-nucleotide messenger RNA. RefSeq lists its product as uncharacterized. Lineage: Eukaryota; Fungi; Basidiomycota; Agaricomycetes; Boletales; Suillaceae. The transcript has a single exon. The annotation marks the transcript as partial. The record is from RefSeq and is a predicted model, not a curated record.